AUGCCAGCGGAAACGCUCACCAGUUUGGCCCGAGUGCUUCGGAUCACUCCAGAGACAUUCGAAGAAGUCAUUGAAGCGGCAGCCGAUGUGUUACUUGGCGGUGGGAUUGUUGCACUUCCAACUGACACGCUGUAUGGCGUAUCGACCCUCAUCGAACAUUCCGAUAAACUGUACGCGUUGAAGAGACGUGAUAGAGCGAAACCACUCGGUUUAUUCCUUGCCGAUCCGGCAGAGAUCCCUCGCUGGGCACGUCUGAACAUCCCGGCUGUGCUCGCCGGCCAGCUUCUACCUGGACCUGUUACUCUAAUACUGAAUCGAUUGCCCACUCUAACUCGCAGUUUUAAUCCAGACGUUGAAAACGUCGGCGUGCGAGUGCCGGAUUCGCUACUGGUUCGAGCUCUCUGUGCUCGUCUGGGUCGUCCACUUGCUCAAACUUCGGCUAACGUUAGUGGAUCGCCGGUGAAUCCCACUAAAGUCGGGGAUUUCACUGAUCUGAUGGAUCAAAUCGAUCUUGUGCUUGAUGGCGGGGUCAUAGGAAAGGCUUCGGCUGACAGCUGUAAUAGCAACGAGGGCAGCACUAUCGUGGACCUUACUCAAGAUGAUUUUUAUCGCAUUGUGAGAGAGGGUUGUGCUCUAAAGCACACGGAAGAGUUAUUAAGAGCAGCCGGAAUACGUCCCCUGUAG
Messenger RNA from Cylicocyclus nassatus, 684 nucleotides. Lineage: Eukaryota; Metazoa; Nematoda; Chromadorea; Rhabditida; Strongylidae. The record is from the annotation of a GenBank genome assembly.